Molecule: messenger RNA, 3419 nt
Organism: Vitrella brassicaformis
Lineage: Eukaryota; Vitrellaceae
Source: the annotation of a GenBank genome assembly
CCAUCGAUUGCCUGCUUCAAGCAGGCAAAACGCGAAACCAACAAACUCUCUCCCCCCAUGUGUGUGUGGGUGUGUGGGUGUAGUCAACACGUGUGCACUCAUCGAUAGCGGAGUCGCCUGCGGCGCCUCGGCCUCUCCCCGUCUCCAUCUUGCUCUUGAUCUCCAUUGGUGUUCAUGGUGUAGGCCACCGGUGGUUCCGGCUCGUCCGCCACAUGAUGGAUCUGCACACACACACACAGAGAAAGACACACACACACGCAAAACAGAGCAACAGAGAGCAGAGCGUGAGGAAGAGAUGGGAGGUGGGUGGAGUGAAAUUUGUAUGUAUGGGAUUGGAAUGGAAUGUGUGUUUGGCCAGAGAGAACCAACGGCUGUUCAGAGCACGAGUACACACAUACAAGAGAAUGGUGGGUCCAACAACCGUACGUAUGUCACAAAACGCACAUCCAUCCCGCCCGUUGAUUGACAAAACGACUCACUUUGUUUUUGCAUCCCUUGCAAUCCAUGGACCCACGCCUACCUACACACAGCUAAAUGCACGCGGGGAGUCAGUCAGCGACACAAAACCCCACGGGGGUGGAUGCCCUUGCCCUUCACCGUGCAGAAAGGCUCCAUCUAAGAUGAGAGUGAGUAUGGACAUACGCACGCACAAGUACUUAUGUAUGCGGCUCUUGGAGCCGCUUGGGUGCACGGCACGGGAUACACCAGACGGCCUCCCAACGGGAGAAGGGUUCUCUCCGCCACGCCAACACGCACACGUCUAAUUCCCGUACACAACCAUUCUUCAUGGGAGCAACAACACAACCGGUCGGCUGGUUGGCCCAUGAGUGAAUGGUCCGACUAAAAACGCAUUCGUAUACAGGUAGGUAGGCCCUGUCUUUCUCUCCGUCCAUUGAUUGAUAAACAAUCUCUCUCUUGUCUGACUUUGUCACUCACUCCCCAACUCACUGUUAUCAUAAAGCAGCGCACGAGCCACGCAUGAGGAGAGCAGCCACAACCCACGCACACAGAAACGACCACCCCAACGGACCGAGUGCCCCCCUACUGGCCCCUGAUGGUACUGACGGGAUGGACGGGAUGUGGGUGUGGGCUGAUGGGAUGUGUGUGUCGCCUGUCUGAGGGAGUGUGCCUCUCUGCGCGCACUGGCUGCCGUCAACGCAUCUCACCAGCAGGAUUUCUCCGCUCUUGUCAGAUGACAUGUACAGCCGCCCCUACACACAACCACACCACACAAUAUCAUGGCCAGUCCAUCUGUGUGCGCAUUGCGUUGGCUGCUUACGUGUUUGUCGAAGACGACAUCGACAGGCCUCAUGUCGGUGGGCCAUUCGGCGCCCCGAGUGUCGGCCCCUUCCCUCCUGAAGAACUCCUUGAUGUCGCCACGCGGCAUCCCGUCCACACGCAUCGGUAUAUGGAUGAUCUACACCCACACCACACCACAGCAAUACAGCCCCCCGAAAUGGUGGCCCUCUCCCUGGCUCUGUCUCACAGAGAAUCCGACGGCCACAGGUCGGUUCCAGCUGCCGUGUAGAGCAACGAAGAUGUCCCCAUACAUGGAGCACGGGAAGGCCGUCUGGUCCAGUGGGUACCUCAGACCGCCGUCAGCUGUCCCAUCGCCAUCGCCAUCGCCAGUGGUGUUCCUGAUGGUGCCUGUAUCGCUGUAGACGGGGUUGGCGUAGUGGAUGGAGCCGUCGAGCGCUGCGCAGGGGGUGGAUGGGUACCGCUCGCCGAAGAACUCCAGGCCGAGUGGUGCUGUGUGCGCCUGCAUGAGAAGACGGGGCCUCACGUUAUUGCCGGGGUCGCGGCACCACUCGUCGGAAUACUCAUCCGAGAACGAUGGAUGCACCCUGCAAUAUAUCGCAUCCAUGACAUGACAUGACAGGAGACAUGUAUGGGAUCUGUUGUCAAGGGUGUAGUGUGCAUGCGUGCUUUCGUGGGUUGCAUUGCAAUGGCCCAGCAUACCAUUGUGUGCCUUCGCCCCUUCCUGUGUCAAGGUUCCCUUCGGACCAGCACUGGGGGUAUCCGUAGAAGCUGAUCAGUCAGUCACAUCACACAGGCAGACAGAAGCACCCUUGACGGACAUAUCAUUCAUUUCCACAUGAGAGUGCGUGAGGGUAUAUCGGGUGUGCUGUGCUGUGCUGACCUUCCUGCCUUCUCCUCAGGAAAGUCAUUCAGCUCCUCACCAGGAUUGUCUGCCCACACACGCACAGCAGGCACCACGGACAGGCAUCGCAUCCAUGGACUUCCCUGCCUCUCUCUCUCUCUCUCUCUCUCUCUAGCCCACCUUCAUGUAUGUCGCCUCCCAGGUCUUCCACGAACAGGUUGUCCAUCCCAUUGUUGACCCCCCACAUCUUGCCAUCCAAGUCCCACGCGAUCCCCACCGUGUUCCGCAGCCCGUCGGCAAAGACAUACCCAUCCGCAAAGUCCAUCCCUCCCUCUGGCUCAACGGUCUCCCGCAUCAUGUCCUCCGCACUAAACCGCCUUAUGCGAGCUCUGUAGGAGGACCUGUCGAGGUUGCCGCGAGAGCCGAUCGACACGUAGAGGGUGUUGUCGCGGUCGUCACACAGCAGAGUACGCGUGUGGUGUCCCCUCGGCGCCCCGCCCGAGCCGUCGGCGUUGACAUUGGUGAUGACGACCUGCCUCCGGUCGUCAUCGAGAGGCUCGCGCUGGCCAGCAGUGUACGGCCACCUGUACACCUGCGGGACUCACAGCACAGCAGCGUGUUAGUCACUGCACUGCCGUCCUUUUGUCUGUCUCUUUGGCGUGUGGGUCAGUCACCUCACCUGGCUGUCACUGCUGGCAAACAGAUAGUCGCCACACACAGCUAUCCCUGCAGGUCAAGUGGGUAGACACAAGUGGACGGAAGGAACGCGCCGAUACAGAUGCACAUACACCUCCCCCAUUGGAAGCUUACCGUGUGACAGCGCCAAAUCGCCAGCGAAGAGCUCAACUCGCUCUGUCACGUUAUUCCGCUGCACAGACAGACAGACAGACAGGGCAGAGACACAAUUCAUUGCAAAACGUGUCGCCACACCGCAUCCGAUGUCCGCUCCUGACCGACCAAGUCGUUAUCGUCGUCCCACAUGGCGAUGAUCUUGCCACUCCGCCUCCCUGUGCGAUCCACAACAAGUAAAGUUUCUCCACUCUUUGCAGACAUAUACAGACCACGCGGAUCGCUGCACACACCAACACAUUCACAAGAGAUCCAGGCCAAGACCGAUGCAUGUCCAAGUGCCAUGUGAUGCCUACACGAGGUCAAAGUUAAACAGGCACGCCUCGAAUCCUUUCGGCAUCUCCGCCUCGGGAUAUUUCAGACACCCGCGAACCGCAAGGUCUUCGAGCGCAAAGCCGGAGCUGGGCGUCGACAGCUGCGAUUGGACCCGGGCAACCAGCAAGGAGAACGCCACUAAACAGAGCCUCAU